AUGACGGAAAUAUCGCGACGUAUCGAAGACUUAGCAGACGAGCUGAUCAGUGAGAUUCUCUUUUUUCUCGUCCCAGCGGAAGACCGAUCUCCCAGUUCGUCUCCAGUCAAUUCACAUGCCCUUCUGCCCGGACUCAAUGAGCGUCGGGCUCAUAUCUAUGGCGAGAAGACCGAAUUAGACCGAUUUCGACUCGUGUGCAAACGCUUCCUUCGUAUCAGCACUCCGAGAAAAUUUACCAGCUUCCAUCUCCGAUUUUCGCGACGGGGAUUCCGAAGGUUGGAAGAGCUUCUGCACAUGCAGCUGGCCUGUCAUGUGAAACACUUCACGUACAUGGUGCGACCUUUCUACCAAGAAAGCGGUAACCGUCUCUUGAAUAUACAGUCCUCGUCAUUAUCUGGCUGGUCGCAAUUCUCCACCGAUGAUUUACCUGCCGCCGAGACGCAUAGAGCUCGAUUGCAAGAGCAAGUAUACAUCCUCACCGGCAACCACGACCGUGAGCUUCUCAAAAAAGCCCUAAUCGCAUUUUCGUCCCUUCAGGAAGUCAAACUCCUCCGGCUGCAGGACCAGGCAGACGAACAGUUGCUCGACCAUAUACGCGAGCGCUCACUGGAAGGAACAUUAGGUUUGAAUUGGGAGCCAGCUUGUACACGCGCAAUUAACAGCCUGGGAAAAGCACUGCUCGUCUCCAAAUGUACCUCGGUGCGCUUUCUCGGGCCUCAAAUUGACCCGAACGCAGCAUUCAAACUCUUGCAAACUCCGUCUGCCACCCUCUCAGCUAUUGGAGCCCGAAUGGCGUGCCUGGAAGUCACUUUUCAUGCACAAGAGGAUAUGACAAGCCUAAUGCAAGACCUUUCUCGAGUCUUUCACGACUUCUUCUCCGCCGCGAAGAACCUGGAAGCUAUUCACCUCGGUUUCGCAACCGCCGUUCCCCUAGGCUUAUCGCUAGACCAGGUCUUCCACCGCAUCCAGUGGAAGAGGCUGCGCAAGCUCAGCAUCCAAGGCUGGCGAUUAACCUCCCAGGAGAUUGUCGCAAUCAUUCGUCGCCAUCGUCGUCAGCUCCGUGAUGUUCGUAUUGUAAAUGUCACCCUCCGCGACGGAAGCCGCUGGAGUGAUGUUCUCUCUGUCCUCCAUGAUGAAAUGGAUGAGAUAGAGCACAUUGAUUUGCGCGAAAUUGAUUACGUUAGUGGUGAUUGCGUCCAUGGCAUUCAUAGCAGCAGUGGACAUGGUAGCAGCCACGGUGUCAACUAUGGUAAUGGGAACAGUAGCGGUGCCGCAUCCUCGGGGUUUCAUUACCAUCACUUCCUUAACACAGCAGUCAACAUCAAUCACUUGGAGCUGGCUUUCGCAUUGUUGAACCUUCCGCAUCAUGCGUCGAUCCCCGAAGUUAUUAGUAACCUUUCCGUGGAUGAACUCGGCGACAAUGGGAUCCAUGUCACCCAUGAGAAGAGACAAAUAUGGGAGGCAUGGGUCCUGUCUAGCCCACGAAAGAUUGCUCGAAGGAGGGCUUAA
Aspergillus nidulans FGSC A4 is the source of this 1509-nucleotide messenger RNA. RefSeq names its product F-box domain protein. NCBI's taxonomy places the organism in Eukaryota, Fungi, Ascomycota, Eurotiomycetes, Eurotiales, Aspergillaceae. The coding region runs from base 1 to 1509 and encodes 502 amino acids. The transcript is spliced from 2 exons. The record is from RefSeq and is a predicted model, not a curated record.